CGUCGAGAGCCAGAGUGCUCAUCGACAAUCGUCUUGUAACGAUGCGCAAGAUGACUUCCGGUACUCAGGCCUCCAACCUCCAGAUCCUGGCCUUCAUCCUCAAAGACCUCAAAGGGUCCAUCUCGAAUCCCUUUACCCCUUACAACCUCAACUUCAUCGGCCUCCUCCUAACCGAGUCCCUCUCCAUGCUAGUGUUGUUGUCUGGAUACAGAGCUUUUGCAGAAAGGGAAGGACAGAUCAUGUCGCACGUCCCUUGCCUUUUAAUCGCUAUCGGAGCGACCCUAACGUUGGCGAUUGCGUUCGUCCUCUUCGUAGUCAAUAAGUACCUACGCGAUACCACCUCGGCGAAAAAGGUCGUAUGGCCCGGGCUGGCCAUUGCUACGUUUGUCCCGCUGAAUAUUGGGCUUCUUGUCGUCAAUGCCAUAUUAACGAGGCACGUCCGCAAGACGACUUGUCACAGCGGAGAAUUCUGCAAGUAA
Messenger RNA from Filobasidium floriforme, 479 nucleotides. RefSeq lists its product as uncharacterized. The coding region runs from base 42 to 479 and encodes 145 amino acids. The transcript has 4 exons. The record is from RefSeq and is a predicted model, not a curated record. NCBI's taxonomy places the organism in Eukaryota, Fungi, Basidiomycota, Tremellomycetes, Filobasidiales, Filobasidiaceae.